Messenger RNA from Ceratosolen solmsi marchali, 1843 nucleotides. Its product is annotated as protein TAPT1 homolog. Gene Ontology annotation, cellular component: endoplasmic reticulum membrane; ciliary basal body. The transcript is spliced from 7 exons. Lineage: Eukaryota; Metazoa; Arthropoda; Insecta; Hymenoptera; Agaonidae. Gene Ontology annotation, biological process: positive regulation of cilium assembly. The record is from RefSeq and is a predicted model, not a curated record. Bases 67 to 1761 code for a protein of 564 amino acids.
AUAAAAAUUAAUGGUAAUAUUUAAAAAGGUGGAAAAAUAAAAGCAACGUACUUGUUUGAAAUCAAUAUGGAUUGUGAAACGAAUUUAAACAGUUUGGAUUAUUCAGAUAAGAAAUCUGUAAAAUUCAUUAAUUUGAAUAAAAGUUGUUUUAAUUUUCGUAACAUCAAAGUAGAAGAUAUCAAUCCAAAAUGGGGGACAAAGGAAUUUUUUAAGAAACCGACAUCAAUAACUUUAAAACAAAACGUAUCUUUUAGGGAGUUUUUACAAACAGAACUUACUCGUGGAUAUCAACUUCAUUAUGACGAAGCACAGUUUUCAGCACGACGAGAAAAAAUUUAUUCAUUUAUGAAAAUUCCUACCGAAGUUGAGAAAUUUAUGACAUACGGUUUUUUUCAAUGUGCAGACUCAUUUUUGUUUAUCUACACAUUUUUACCAUUGAGAUUUAUAAUUGCUUUGUGGGCUAUUAUAAUAAGACCUUUAAAAAAUUAUUUAGGAAACAGUGAUUAUAGAAGAAAAAAUGAUGGAUUAUUAAGACCUGCUGAAAUAUGUGAUCUGUUAAAAGGGGUAAUAGUUUUAGGUUGUUUUGUAAUGACGUGGAAAGUUGAUACUUCAAUGAUGUAUCACUUAGUUAAAAGUCAAUCAGUUAUAAAACUCUACAUAUUUUAUAAUAUGCUAGAAGUUGGAGAUCGUCUUUUUAGUGCUUUUGGUCAAGACACAAUAGAUGCAUUGUUUUGGACUGCAACAGAACCAAGAUCUAAAAACCACACAGUUCAUUCUCAACAUCUUGGAACUUUACCUCACCUAUUGUUUGCUUUGACAUAUGUCUUAUUACACAGCAUUUUAGUACUUUUUCAAGCAACUACUUUAAAUGUUGCUAUUAAUAGUAGUAAUAAGGCUCUUUUAACUAUAAUGAUGUCUAAUAAUUUUGUUGAGUUAAAGGGUUCUGUAUUCAAAAAAUUUGAUAAAAAUAAUUUAUUUCAAUUAUCAUGUAGUGAUAUAAGGGAACGUUUUCAUUUAAGUAUGUUGCUUCUUGCUGUUAGUUUACAAACCAUGAAAGAAUAUGCUUGGCGUGGUGAUCGUCUUGCAGUUCUUCUUCCAGAUUGUGUAUUACUUUUAUUUGCUGAGGUCCUUGUUGACUGGGUAAAACAUGCAUUCAUUACACGUUUUAAUGAAUUAAGAUCAACCGUUUAUAGAGAAUAUACCAUUAGCCUAGCUUAUGAUAUGGCGCAAACAAGACAAGAAACAGCUUUUUCAGAUCCUUCGGAUUUAGUAGCCAGACGUAUGGGUUUUAUUCCACUUCCACUAGGAGUAGCUAUAGCUCGUGUUCUCUGUUCGACGUUAACUUCGUCAUCAAAACCAGCCAAUAUUUUGCUUUUAUUUUUAGCAUAUUUCAUUCUCAUAUCAUUAAGAAUAUUAAUAAAUUUAAUGAUAUUAGGACAUGCAUGUGAUCUUAUAAAUACACAUGCUUAUUCAAAUAAAUUUAUUAAAAAAAAUAAUAUUGACCAAAAAAUGGACUGUUUUUAUACUGAUACACAAAAUAUUUCUACUAUUAAUCAAAAUAUUGCUACAGCAAUAUAUUCCAAUAGUUCUGUAAAUCUAAACAAUAUCUGUUUAAAUGAUGCAUUAUUAAAAUUAGAGAAAACUGAAAAUAAUAAUAGGACUACAAAUUCAGAAAUAAUAUAUUUACAGCAAUCAGAUAAUUUUUCAGUACGUUUUACAAAUGUUAUUAGAGCAGGGAGUGAACCUAUAUUACGGCAAUAAUCAACCCUUAUUAGUGCAGUAUAUUAUAUAUAAACUAUUGAUCAUUACAUUAAACCAACUAAAUAUUGUAUACAACAUGAAU